UCCCCAUUUUCUUUUCCAGCCCUGUUGAAGGGUUUCGGCUCGAAACGUCAACCGUACUCUUCUCCGCAGAUGCCGCCUGGCCUGCUGAGCUCCUCCAGCAAUUUGAGUGCGUUGCUCAGAUUUCCAGCAAUCUGCAGAUUUACUCAUGUUUGUGGAGAAAAGUCACGUGCUUCGGUAGCGCAGCUUCUUAUCCGGGGAGUGAGGCACACUCUCAGUACUGCGGUCAGCAAGUGGUAGUUAUACUGAACUUUUCUCUCCUCGGACAUCGAGUAAAGGAGAGCGGGCUGUUGUAGUUUAAUUUACAUUGACUCCAAAGCAGUUUGUUGAUCGCUUGGUCGUUCUGAUCAAAACAGACAAUAAUUUUGUCUGAACUGAGAGCGGAGCUGAAGGGGUCGGUUACGGUGUUGCUGAGUUAAGCGAGCUCUGUUCCCUUCUUCUACGGAAUGAUUCGCUCUAUCUUAUUCUGGAUGUUCAUUUCGUUCCUUCAGUUCCCUUGCGGAUUUGGCCUUGCCUAUGUGCCAGUAUCAGGUGGAGGAUCACAGGAGACUGCUAAAAGCAGAAGGGAGGCUUCAGGAGGAGCAGAAUUUGGAGAAAAGAUCCAAUUCAAGCCUGCAGCCGCAACGAUUACAGUAUCUCCAGGCAAUCCUGCAAGCUUCAAUUGUUCCAUUGUUCUACCCGGAUAUCAACAGGAUCUGCACAUUAAAUGGCUAAAGAACGGCAAACAUCUAAUUGAUGGUGACCGCUGUUCGUUCAAAGGUAUCUCCUUUAGCGACAGUAAAGGCAGAACCACGAUCAUGAGCUCCUGCAGAAUUGAAAGUGUAGUCCGCUCUGAUGCUGGUGCUUAUUACUGUUCGGUACAAGUAGGUGAUGAGCUGUUUGAGUCGGAGAAGAUAAUCCUCGAAGUAGAAGGUUUGCCAAGUUUUAUUCAACAGCCAGAGUCAAAGAAUGUGUCAAGAAAUGCCAGCUUUAAUCUCACCUGUGAAGCUGUUGGCCCUCCUUAUCCUGUGGAUAUCCACUGGUUACACGAUGGCAAUCUGAUAAAGAAAAUUUCAAACACCACUCUUUCUGUUCUGAAUAUAGCCGGUGUCGAUAAACAGACAAGAUAUAGUUGCGAAGCUCACAAUAAGAAAGGAGUUACAGUUUCAAGGAAAGCCCAAGUUAACAUCAAAGAGGCCCCAGAUCCACCAGUUAUCCUAUGGAUUCGUAACCAGAUGGCGCACGUUAUCGUAGUUUCAUGGGAGCCUGGCUUUGAUGGAUAUGCCCCUCUAAGCACUUGCCAAAUCCAGGUCAAGAAGGUUGCAGAGGGUGAAGACAAUGUGACAAGUUUGGUGACCACGGCAGUUCCACCAUACAACUACAGCAUCCUUAAACUGCGAGCAAUGACUUCCUACAUCAUUAGAGUUUCGUGUAGGAAUGAAAUUGGAUGGUCAAGCUACUCUUCCGAGAUCCAGGCCAAGACAACAGAAGGGGUCCCAACGGCACCUCCUCAUAAUAUCAGCGUCCUUGUGAGUGAUGCUUCAUUGACUGUUGAAUGGAUCGGACCUCCGGAGGAGGAAGUUAAUGGCAUCCUGUUGGGCUACAAGUUGAGCUAUGACUGGAAAGGUAGUAGGUCCCCUGUUAUAGAGUCACUUGCAUUGGAUGCCGGUCAGAACAUUAAUCGAAGCACUAUUGAUGUUGAGACAACAAACGUUACGUACAAGAUCCAAGUGGCUGCAUAUACUAAAGUUGGAGUUGGACCUUACAGCAAACCUGUGCAUGUGUUUGUUGCAAGUGCUGAUGAGGUCUUUUCACCAGUCUCGACUGCUCCAGCUGCCAGUAGUAAAAAUGGUCACUUACUGAUGGUCCUGAUUGGAGUUAUUUGUAUCUGCGGUAUCAUUGUCAUGGCAGCCAUAAUGUUCACAGCUGUCAAAAAGCGAGUGAAAGAGACGAGCUUUGGGAAUGCAUUCAGCGAUGGAGAAGACACUGAGUCAACUGUUCAUUACACAGUGAAGAAAACCUACUUACGACGGACAGUUGAGCUUUCAUUGGAUCACCUGGGAGUCCGGGAGGAGUUGAAAGAGAAGCUACAGGAUGUAAUGACAGACAGAAGCCUCCUGACUCUGGGCAAAGCUCUGGGAGAGGGGGAAUUUGGGUCUGUAAUGGAGGGACAUCUUAAGCAGGCUGAUGGCAGUAGCCGGAAAGUUGCUGUUAAAACCAUGAAAUUGGAUGACUUCUCACUGAGGGAAAUCGAAGAAUUCCUGAGCGAAGCAGCUUGCAUGAAAGAUUUUGAUCAUCCAAAUGUCAUUAGACUUUUGGGUGUGUGUUUGGAACUGGGCUCCAGAGAACAGAUUGCAAAGCCUAUGGUCAUCCUUCCCUUCAUGAAAUACGGUGACUUGCACAGCUUCCUGCUGCGCUCCAGGCUUGAACCAAAUGCUGAGUAUAUUCCGCUGCAGACUCUGCUGAAGUUCAUGAUCGACAUUGCCAGUGGCAUGGAGUACCUGAGUAAUCGGAACUUUCUACACCGGGAUCUGGCAGCCAGAAACUGCAUGUUACAGACGGAUAUGACAGUAUGUGUAGCAGACUUCGGCUUAUCCAAGAAAAUCUACAGUGGGGACUACUACAGGCAAGGUCGGAUUGCUAAGAUGCCAGUGAAAUGGAUUGCUGUAGAGAGUCUUGCUGAUCGAGUUUUCACAGUUAAAAGUGAUGUGUGGGCAUUCGGCAUUACGAUGUGGGAGAUAGUUACCCGGGGGAUGACUCCUUACCCAGGCAUUCAGAAUCACGAAAUUUAUGAGUAUCUGCAAGCAAAUCACAGACUAAAACAGCCUUCGGACUGUCUGGAUGAAGUGUAUGACAUUAUGUACUCCUGUUGGCGGAUGGACCCUGUAGACAGGCCUACAUUUUCUGAUUUGAAAUCCGUUCUCUCUAAAGUUCUUGACGGUUUGCCCAAAAUCCAGGGCAGGGAAGACAUCAUCUAUGUUAACACAGGAAUUUCAGCAGAGAAGAGACAGUUGACUGAAGAUGCUUUUUGUGAUAUAGACUUGUCUGAUCCCACUGAAGUUGCCUCAUGCAGCCGGGAAUGUGCAGAGGCCACUGUUACCGUAGAAGUCCAUGGGACCUUGAACCUGGAAGAAAGGUAUAUCACCACAGAUGUCCCUGAUCAGGAGGAGAGUGCAGGGGAUGCAGCAACGCCUUUGUUGCACAGUACCUGUCAAAGCAACAGAGCAACAUUGCCUCAUUCUGGGGAUAUUCCAUUUGCUGAUGAUUCGUCUGGAGACUCUGUUGUAAUGUUGUGAUGGAUAAUGAAGUGCUCAUGCAUUCAGAGACACCUGAAGCUGUGGAUGCUGGAAUCUGAAGCAAAAAGCAAACUGCUGGAGGUACUCAGCAACAUCUGUGGAGGCAAAGGGAUAAUCAUUGUUUUGCAUCAGAAUGCCGAUUAUCCCUUUGCCCCCCACAGACAUCACGGAGCACCUCCUGCAUUUUGCUCAGGAAGUUACUCGUGUUAAAUAUAUUUGUCAGCGGACAGAUGUAAAGUGUUGCCAGACCAAAUAUGUUUUCCUAUUUUUUUAAUGCAAAAAAAUAGAUGAUACUGUGAUAUAUUACAUGUGCGCUUUUAAUCAGUUGUCAUUUAAGCUGAGAGCAAUCACUUCGGUGAUUCAGUCAUGGCUUGAUGAUAAAUCAGGGAUUGUUUUGAAGGUUUUAUUUUUGUAUGUUUCCUUGUGGUUCUGAGGAUAUUUGGGGCAUUAAAAUGAUUGGUAGGAUCCUUAAAGUGUCUAUCAGAUGCUUUUUUCCGCAUGGUGUUAGACCUCUAGUAGUUAGAAAUUAGAGUUAAUAACUAAUUACGUUACACUUGGAUAGAUUAUGAGCAGCAAUGUAUUCAAGCAGGAGUUCCUAACCCGGGGUCCAUGGACCCUUUGCUUAAUGGUAUUGGUCCAUGGCAUAGAAAAGGUUGGGAACCCCUACAUUAAACCUACACAGAAAUAAGAAUAUCUACACAGAUCAGAGUCUUCUUGCCAACCGCCGAACUCCAAAACCACAGUAUCCAUUGGCCUUUGAAAGAUUCCAGGUAUUCUGCCCCUUUAUCUGAAAGUGCAUUUGACUGCGUGCGUGCGUGCGUGUGUGUGUGUGUGUGUGUGUGUGUGUGUGUAUAUGGGGGGGUGGGGGAUAAAUUCCAGGUACAACUCAAAUUUAACCUUGCAUCAGCUUGAAGACAUAUUUAUGUCAUUGUCAAAUUUGAAAUACUGUUUAAAUGAUCUUGUAAGUGUCACAUAAUGUUAAUAAUCCUGAAGGACUUAUCUAAGUGUAGGGUUGCUUUAAAAUGUCUCCUGGAGCUUACUAUCAUUCAGCACAGAAGUAGGCCAUUCAGCCCGUGAUUUAUACUAACCAUAAAGCCGCCAAUGAUUCUAAUCCUCCUCAAAUUCUGAACAACUCCACCCUAAUUCUACCAUUUACCUACAAAUGAGACAGAACUUACAGUCUUCAAGGUCUUCGGGUUGUUAAGGGAACUGGAGCGCUGAUAAUAUUUAAGCUCUGCGUAGGCAGAACCGGAGGUCAGGAUUGAACCCAGAUUUGGAGGAGAUGUGAGGCAGUGGCUCGGCCAUCUCCUCCGCGUUGCCUUCCCGGCUGCAUCACGUGAUGUGCAGUGUGUGGUGCGCAGGUCACAUGCUGUUCAGAAUGGAGACCACCCAGUCCAUUGUAUCUGGGCUAGCUACUCAUGCAAAAUCAAAUACCAUAACCCUCUGACAUUGUGAGGCAUUUUGACCAGAACAUCCCAGGCUCAGUGGUUGUUAAAUUGAUUUAUUAUUGUCAUAUUUACUGAGGUAUGGUGAAAAACUUUGCUGCAAAUCCAUUCAAUAAUCUUGUAACAAUGGGAUAGAAUCUGUUGUUCAAGCCGGGUGCUUUCAGUCUUUAGCAUCUUCUGCCCUAUGGAAGAGAGAGAGAGAAUAACUAGGGUGUGUGGGAUCUUUGAUUAUGCUGGCUGCUGUGCUGAGGAAGCGAGAUGUACAGGCAGGGUCAGUGGAGGGGAGGCUGGUUUCUGUAAUGUGCCGAGCUUUGUGUCCAGAACUCUGCAAUUUCUUGCAGUCACAUCCUGAGCAGUUGCCUGACCAAGUUGUUUUGCAUCCAGGUAGGAUGCUUUCAAAGUUCAAAGUACAUCUAGUAUCAAAUUAUGUGUACUCUUUUAAAACCUUGAAUUUUGUCUCCUUAUAUGGUGCAAUAAAACAAAGAACGCCAAUUGAGCCCUUUAAAUAAAAGUCCGUCCAACACCCAAAGUGCAAAUAAAAGCAAAUCAUGCAAACAAAGUAAGCGGAUAACAUUCAGAACUGAAGUUCACAAAAGUGAGUCCACUGCAGCCGAUCCAGGAGCCCAUUAGGUGCAUCUCAGUGAGUUCUUCUGUGGUCGUUGAGUUAGCUCUUUGAAUCCCUUGACGAAGCUUUCCCAAUUUCUCAAUGUUCCAUUUUCAAUACUCCUCAAUUCUUCAGGAGAAACACUCCAGAUAACAUUCAGCAGAUGUUGAUCUUCGGACACAGUUGUGAUGUCAGCCUGAAUGAAAGAUGUUGACUUUUUGUCCAAAACUCUCUUCCUUUAUUAAAAGUAAGAAUAAUGGAUCCAGUUAACUGAACUCAAGUGCUGCAUAAAGACUGUUGUCACUGAUCUUUCCAUUCAGUGGCAUUUCUUUAAGUUAAAUGGCUCUGAAAUCAUCUUGUUUUGUAUUCAGACCCCACAUGCAACAUCUUGUUAACCCUUCUAACGGUAAUUAGCAAUCCCUUUUGUUUAAAACUUCCACUUUAAGAUGGCCCUGCUGAAGACAUACAACAGGUCACUGGUAGAUCGAAAGCAAAGGAAUUUAAUUAAAUUGAUUAUUAAAACUAUUUUUUGAAGUAAAUUGUGGUAAACUAUCACUUCAAGCAAUGAAGAAGCGAGCGAAGGCAAAUCGGAUUUGCGGGUUGCACCCUGCUGGUGUGCUAGAAAAUCAACGCACCGCUGGUUGGAGUGAAUGAUUCGGAGGGGAGAAGAUGGGACUGAGGAGCUCCAAUGCCGACCAACUAACACAUGUACAAGGGUGGAUCGCUCUAAGUGCCGACCCAAAUUGGAGAGGUCGAGAAUGGCUUCUUCGGCAGCGAAUUCCAGGCCCGGAGCAAAUUGAUGGGCAGUGAGUUCAAGGCCCGGAGUGAUUCACCACACCAUGGCGAGGCCCUGGUCCUAAUGCGAGCUGCAAUCCUCUGUUUUGGACAAUCCAGAUGCUGGCCUGUAUGGACUGGAAAGGCUGGCUGUCAAGAGUCUGAUGUGGUUGGAUCACGCUGGCUGUAGAACCGAUUUGGAGAGGUCGAGUACAGUUCCUUCAGCAGUGAAAUCUAGGCCCAGAGCCAUUUGCCGGCUGCAGGUGUAAGGUUUGGACAACUUGAAUGCUGGGCCGGAUAGGCUGGGGACUUCUCUCUCUACGACACUGAGUCUGUGAGACUGCCCCUGGCUGCAGUGCUUCAUGUCUGUGAACUUUGCGGCGACUUGCCCCGCUGAUAUGAUGAACUGAAUACUGAGGGUUUGGGUCUACUCCAGGCUGCUCUGGGGAUUUGCAUCUAAGGACUCAAAUUGGUUUGGAAUCCUGUUGUUGCUCGCUUCUAUUGUUUAUAUGAUUUGUUUAGUGUUUUUUUCUCUUUCUCUGUGGGCACUGCAAGGAGGUUUGGUCUUAUUUUUUGUAAUUGGGUUCUUUCGGGUUCCUUGUUUUGUGACCGCCUGUCUGAUAGAGGUAUACAAGAUUAUGAGGGGUAUAGAUAGGGUACAUGCAAGCAGGCUUUUCCCACUGAGAUUGUGUGAAACUACAACUAGAGGUCAUGGGUUAAGGGUGAAAGGUGAUAAGUUUAAGGGGAACAUGAGGGGAAACUUCUAUAUUCAGAGAUUGGCGAAAGUGUGGAACAAACUGCUAGCGCAAGUGGUGGUUGUGAUUUCGAUUUCAACGUUUAAGAGAAGUUU
Messenger RNA from Mobula hypostoma (lesser devil ray), 6945 nucleotides. RefSeq names its product c-mer proto-oncogene tyrosine kinase a (gene mertka). The coding region runs from base 444 to 3272 and encodes 942 amino acids. The record is from RefSeq and is a predicted model, not a curated record. NCBI's taxonomy places the organism in Eukaryota, Metazoa, Chordata, Chondrichthyes, Myliobatiformes, Myliobatidae. Gene Ontology annotation, biological process: nervous system development; cell surface receptor protein tyrosine kinase signaling pathway; protein phosphorylation. Gene Ontology annotation, cellular component: plasma membrane; signaling receptor complex. The transcript is spliced from 19 exons. Gene Ontology annotation, molecular function: ATP binding; transmembrane receptor protein tyrosine kinase activity; protein binding.